Colias croceus (clouded yellow) is the source of this 851-nucleotide messenger RNA. Its product is annotated as cuticle protein 19-like. Gene Ontology annotation, cellular component: extracellular matrix. The transcript is spliced from 7 exons. Bases 58 to 783 code for a protein of 241 amino acids. NCBI's taxonomy places the organism in Eukaryota, Metazoa, Arthropoda, Insecta, Lepidoptera, Pieridae. The record is from RefSeq and is a predicted model, not a curated record.
UCAGUCAACACGCAACCUUAGUAAAUUUAACAGAUUUUAAAAAUAUACCACAAUAAAAUGUACUUCAAGGUGUUGUGUUUUAUGACAAUUUUGGCAAUUGCUGCUGCACAAUAUGAUCACGGGCAUGCUUACUCAUCUCAGCAUUUCAACAAACAUGAUGGCAAGCCAGAGAUAGUCCAUGGUCAUCACGGCCACCACGAUUACCAUACUCAUCCUAAAUAUGAUUUUGAAUACAAAGUGGAGGACCAUCACACCGGUGAUAUAAAGUCCCAGCAUGAGCACCGCGACGGAGACGUGGUGAAGGGCGUCUACUCGCUGCACCAGCCCGACGGCUCCGAGAGGACCGUGCACUACCAUGGGGACCAUCACACUGGAUUCCACGCUGAUGUGAUCGUAUUCGCUGCUGCCGUGGCCGUUGCUGCCGCUCAAUACAACCAUGGAUACUAUGGCAAUGCGCAAUCUUCCCAUAACAUCGUCCAGCACCAGCCAAGCAUAAUCGCUCAUGCUGCUCAACCUGUAGCCCAUUACGCUGCACCAGUGCAACAAGAUUACAGUGCACCAGCUCACUACUCCUACGAAUACGGAGUACAGGACCCCCACACUGGUGACUUCAAGUCCCAACAGGAGAGCCGCGAAGGUGACGUCGUCCGUGGUUCCUACAGCCUGCAUGAGGCUGACGGCACCAUCAGACGUGUUGAAUACACCGCCGAUGCUCACAACGGAUUCAACGCUGUCGUUCAUCGCGAGGGACAAACCCACCAAGCUCCUGCCUACCAACAUUAGAAACCCUAGUCCAUACCUAUAAUACUGUAGAUUAUAAAUUAGCAAUUAAAAUAUAGAAAUUUCACAUA